CAGAGUCGCAGUUAAAUGGCAGUUGUAAACCAUUGCUCGCACGGACAUUCGUGAAGGCAAGACAAGAACAGGAAGCUCUUUACGGAUUAGGAUAACGAGCGAGGGAGAGGGAGAGGGAGAGGGAGAGGGAGAGGGAGUGAGAGAGAAUGGCUACAGCGUCAAUGGUAACGUGGAUUUCCAGCGGAAGUCGCAGUCCAACAGCUUCUCUAACGCUUCUUACGGGAGUCUUCUCGGGAAGAAGAUGUGCAUCUCUGAAAGUGGCCAAGUCUCCAACUCGAUCUGGGCUGCUUCACUGCUCCUUCCUCCCUUCUACAUCCUCCCUCUCCUUCCCUUCUUCCUUCUCAGGUUUAUCUUUGGGGUUAGACUUGAAUACUAAUGGUGUCACAAGAAGAGAGAAAGGCCGUGGUCUAGUGGUGAGGGCUGGGAAAGCUGCUCUUUGUCAGACCAAGAGGAAUAGGUCUCGAAAGUCUCUAGCUCGGACUCAUGGCUUCCGCAGGCGAAUGAGAACUACUGGUGGAAGAGCAGUGUUGAAGCGCCGACGUGCCAAGGGGCGGAAAGUCUUAUGCCCAAAGUCAUACCCCAAUAGUGGCAAACGUGCCUGAAUUUUAACAAGUUUAUCUUUUUUGAGCAAGAUUCAGUAAGUAAAUUUGAUAAUUCGAUGCCUGCUGGUUGAUUCAUGUAAAUUUGGUUCUUUUUUCUAAGAAGGCCAUUUUUAUUAGUACCUAGGAGGAACUACUUUAUUUGAUGGAAAAUCAUUCUUGUUCUGGCUGUUCUCGACCA
Messenger RNA from Malania oleifera, 780 nucleotides. RefSeq names its product large ribosomal subunit protein bL34c. Lineage: Eukaryota; Viridiplantae; Streptophyta; Magnoliopsida; Santalales; Ximeniaceae. The record is from RefSeq and is a predicted model, not a curated record. Gene Ontology annotation, biological process: translation. The coding region runs from base 147 to 602 and encodes 151 amino acids. Gene Ontology annotation, cellular component: mitochondrial large ribosomal subunit; ribosome. Gene Ontology annotation, molecular function: structural constituent of ribosome. The transcript is spliced from 2 exons.